Molecule: messenger RNA, 11535 nt
Organism: Pristis pectinata (smalltooth sawfish)
Lineage: Eukaryota; Metazoa; Chordata; Chondrichthyes; Rhinopristiformes; Pristidae
Product: double-stranded RNA-specific editase 1-like
Biological process (GO): adenosine to inosine editing; RNA processing
Cellular component (GO): cytoplasm; nucleolus
Molecular function (GO): tRNA-specific adenosine deaminase activity; double-stranded RNA binding; double-stranded RNA adenosine deaminase activity
Source: RefSeq, a predicted model, not a curated record
GGGCCCUGUUGUUGACGUUAACCUCGCCGCGAUAAGAUGGCGGAGCAGCGCGCUGUGCGAAAGCGGAGUGGGGACAGCGAGCCCGACCAACGAGAUUAUUGGACCCAAGAUAUGUUUGGAAGGAAAUGGGACCCCCAAGCAGGAAACCGUAGCAAAUCCAUGGCUGAAGAUAGAUCACUUGGCUACCAGCAGUCGAGAAGCCAGCAGAAAUACUUUACUUUGGACGUGGAUGAUGAGGAUGGUGAAAACAUGAGUUCAAGCAGCACUGACGUAAAAGAGAACCGUAAUCUGGAGAACGUCUCUCUUAAGGAAAGCAAUCAAACUCCUGGUGAGACGCAGCUUUCAAAUGGCAGCAAUUCCUCCAUUAACAGAAAACGGCCACUGGAAGAGGGCAAUAACGGGCAUCGCAUCCUAAAUUCCGUGCUAAGAAGAGGAAGAAAACACCGGGGUCCCAUUCUGCCAAAGAAUGCACUUAUGCAAUUAAAUGAAAUUAAACCAGGCCUCCAGUACAAGUUGCUAUCUCAAUCUGGCCCAGUCCAUGCUCCUGUGUUUAUCAUGUCUGUUGAGGUCAAUGGACAAAACUUUGAAGGAUCUGGGCCCACCAAGAAAAAAGCCAAGUUACACGUAGCUGAAAAAGCCCUGAGGUCCUUUGUUCAGUUUCCAAAUGCCUCUGAGGCCCACCUGGCUAUGGGGUCGAAUGCUGAUGUUAAUACAGUUACGUCAGAUCAUUCUGACUUCCCAGAUACUCUCUUUAAUGGAUUUGAAACCCCAGCACAAGGAGAUGAUCCUUAUCUCUUUGGGUCCAAUGGAGAUGGUUCCUUCAAUUCAGGUGACUAUAAUUCUUUUGGUGUCUCGUGCGGUGUUGGAGGAAGUACUGUAGGUCAGUCAGCAAUGACUGCUCCAUCUCCUUUGCCAUGACCGUGGAAAGAACCAGUCAUGAUCCUGAAUGAACUGCGCCCAGGACUCAAAUAUGAGUUUGUUUCUGAGAGUGGAGAGAGCCAUGCAAAAAAUUUCAUCAUGGCAGUGACUGUAGAUGGACAGACGUUUGAAGGGUCAGGGAGAAACAAGAAGUUGGCAAAGGCUCGGGCUGCUCAAGCAACUCUUCAGACUCUGUUUAAUAUGCAACUGGACUCAACUCCAUCACGGCAACCUAUUCUUAGUGAAGGUCUUCAGCUUCACCUGCCUCAGGUGCUGGCAGAUGCUGUGGCUCGAUUAGUAGUGGAUAAAUUCAGUGAACUGACUGACAACUUCACCUCACCUCAUGCAAGGAGAAAAGUUCUUGCUGGUGUUGUCAUGACAACAGGAACUGAUGUCAAAGAUGCCAUGGUUAUAUGCGUUGCCACUGGAACUAAAUGUAUCAACGGCGAGUACAUGAGUGACCGAGGCUUGGCUCUGAAUGAUUGCCAUGCGGAAAUUGUUGCACGUAGAUCUCUCAUCCGGUUUCUUUAUUCCCAAAUGGAGUGUCAUUUAAGCAACAAGACGGAAGACCAUCACAAAUCCAUUUUUGUUAGGUGCGAAGGAGGUGGCUUCAAAAUUAAGGAAAAUGUGCAGUUCCAUCUUUACAUCAGUACAUCACCAUGUGGAGAUGCCCGUAUCUUCUCACCACAUGAGGCAGCAGUAGAGGAUCAGGGAGACAAACACCCAAAUCGGAAGGCACGAGGUCAACUAAGGACGAAAAUUGAAUCUGGUGAAGGAACGAUUCCAGUGAGGUCCAGCAACACCAUUCAGACAUGGGAUGGAGUGUUACAAGGAGAACGAUUGCUCACCAUGUCAUGUAGUGAUAAAAUAGCCAGAUGGAAUGUGCUUGGAGUGCAAGGAGCUCUGUUGAGCCACUUUAUGGAACCAAUCUAUUUUGCCAGCAUUAUCCUGGGUAGUUUAUACCAUGCUGAUCACUUGUCUCGUGCAGUCUACCAGCGAAUUAAUGACAUUGAAAGCCUCCCAAGCAUUUAUACUCUCAACAGGCCUCUGCUUAGUGGUAUAAGUAACACUGAAUCACGUCAGCCAGGCAAAGCACCAAAUUUCAGCGUCAAUUGGGCUGUAGAGGACUCUGCCUUGGAAGUCAUUAAUGCCAUGACAGGAAAAGAUGACAUGGGGCGACCUUCUCGGCUGUGUAAACACACUCUGUACAGUCGCUGGUUACGCUUGCAUGCCAAGUUGCCAUGCUUGCUUCAAUCCAAGCAAGAGAAGUGUGGUUCUUACUAUGAAGCAAAGCAGGCUGCUGUUGAAUAUCAAGCUGCCAAGGAGACCCUGAUCAAAGAGUUCCAGAAGAGUGGAUUAGGCAUGUGGGUGAAAAAGCCCAUUGAACAGGAUCAAUUUGUUCUGUCUGUCUAAACCCAGAGAAGUGUUGGGAUUUUUAGGAAUUGAAAGCUGCUGGAAUUCCAUAUGUCAGAUGUAUUUAUUAACUUGUAACUUUAAACUAAUGUUUUUAUUUUGUUUUUCUAAAAUAAGGACAUGUUCCUUUUCUUGGCUACUGGCUAGAUUUUUAAAGUAGCACAAAAGUAUACACAAUAGUUUUAAUUGGCUUCUAAACUGAAAGGUAAUGUCAGCAAUUGACAUCUUCAUUCAAUUGUGCAGCACCUGCCCUUUUUUUAAAUCAAAUAUACAAGUUUCUUGAAGGACAUUGUUAACUUCAGUUUCUGUAAAAGGCUAUGCAGUAAACAGUUGUCAUGAAUUUUACCAUCUUGAAUUUGUUUUAAUGGAUUAACUUUUCAAAUUUACCAUUCCUUGCACAGGGCAUCCUAUAAAGCUAGGGAGCAUAUGUUGUGAAUUCAGAUGCAAAAGUUGUUGGCCUAAUCUAUGAUGUGUACAGACAAAUCAAGCUGCAGAUUGGAGGUGCUGACCUGGACACUCAAAUCCAUAGGAACAUUGAAAAAACAUUUUGCCCUUGAGCAUAAUCUGCCCAUCAGUGAGAUGAUGGCUGAUUUGUUUUCCUUUAUACCGUAAUAGCUAUGGUUAUCAAAAACAUAUCAACGAUGAUUUAAAAUUAAUAGCUGACAUUGUUAAUUGCCAUUUGAGAAAGGGAAUUCCAAAUUUCUCCUGAGCAGUGUUUUUUUUUAACCACAUUUAAAUGCUCUGGUUCUAAUUUUGUCUUCUAUUCCCAGACUCCCCAACCUGUAGAAGUAGCUUUCUUCUGUUUCCCCUAUCAGUUUCCUUUAACGUCUUGAUAACUUGAAUCAACACCCCCCACCCCCAUUUUAACCUUCAGACUUUCAGGGAAAGUAGCCCUAAUUUGUGUAAUCUCUCCUCAUAAUUUAGCCCUUGGAAUUCAAACAUAAUUCUGGUAAAUCCAAGCUGCACUCUUCUAGGCAACUUUACCCUUCCUAAAAUGUGGUGCCCAGAACUCUAGUUGUAGACUAACUCGAGUUUUGUAUAUCUGCAGCACUACUCGCAUUUUUUGAAGCUCUUCAUCAGUAGCACUAAAUGAUUAACUUUUUCCUAUAUGUGUUCCUUCUCUAUAGUAAAGUUAAUAGAUAAAACCUCUGAUUUAGCAAAUGAUACGGGAGUUCUUGUAAAAUUCAAAUGGAGCAGAAAAUCUACUCAACCCCUUAGACUGGAAAAAUACGAAAAUUCCGUAAGUAAUUAGAAUUAUUAGCGAAUCUGUACAAUCAACUGUCCUACAAUUAUCAACUAGGUUUGGAAAUCUCCUUAAUUUUAUUAGCCGCAGCAUUUCUUUGUAUUCAAACUGAAGCACUGUAAUUUUUAUUUAUGAACGUAAGUACACUGUUCUCACAGAUCCAUCUUAUCCAAGGUGAUGCAAUUCAUUCAACUGAGGUAAUUUUUGAUUGGCUCUUUAAAUUGUUCAGGCAAAUUCAGCACAGCUAUAUGAUAAUUCUUGUUCCACUGGGAAUAAGUAUUCAGCAUAAAAGAUCAAAAUCCAAAAAACUUUUUUUGAAAAUGUAAUUGAAGGUUGAAGUACUUUUCAGCAAAGUUUCAAUUACAGCCUAGCCUGGUCAUGAAAGGAAUGCUAACUGUCUAUAUAUGUGCCUGCUGCUUUUUCCUGCUCAUUCUUCAUGCACGACCGUUAAUGUGCUUAUUUUCUUCUGUGUAAACUGGAAUAGCAUAUGUUUUAAUGCAAAUGUUCCUUACGUUAAACCAUUGCAACUGAAGGAAGGUAAUCAUGAGUGUAAAGGGUCAUAUUUUUACUUAACAGUACAGCAAUUAAUUGUAUCCCAUUCAAUGCUGACUUCAUGCAUUGCAGAAAUAAAAAGGGAUGCAAGUUAACAGUGAAUUGAUCACUUGAAAACUUGUUGAAUUACAAGUAAAAUGAUUCUUAAUUAUAUGGUUUCAUUCUGGAACUGGCAGGGCUUUUGUGCAUUCGAGAUCUUUGAACUGUUUUUGAAAGUUCAAAGUUUGUUGUUGUCACUGUUUAAAAAUCCUAGUUAUGAUAAGUAUAAAAAAUGGCUAUGUUUUCAUUCCAAGGCAGUUGCACAAUCAGAAAGUUCUGGUCGUGAUGCACUGAGAGAAUAUCUUCAGCAUACAUCUUCAGCCUUUAUAGUAAUUUUACCUGAAUAGGUUAAAUGUAGAAGAGGCGUAAUCAUAUGAUCUUUAGCAUUUAGGAUAUGCUUAGAUCAACACCAGUCUGCAAGACCCAAGGCAUUGUGAAAUUUCUGUUCUGUGGGAUUUCUAAAGCUCAAGUUUUUUUUAAAAUUAAUUCUCUACAGAGAAGUGAUGUGUCUGUCUUCUAUUAACAGUACUCAGUCAAGGUAAAAGUCCCUUUUGAUUUCUCUUGUUUUUGGUUACAUGAUUUUAAUUUAAAUCUUUGCUUAACACAGUUGCUGCCAAUAAAGGACCUCCAUCUUGGUUAUUUUGAAAUUAGUCAAGAACCACGUCAACGAUCACAUUUGGUGAAACCAUUUGCUAAACAUUAGAUAUUCCAAAGUCAUUUCUUAAGAUGCAGGAUUGCUCAUUGCCUUGUCUGAUACAUGCCCAAAUGUCCUAUUAAUUACUAGCUUAUGAACACCCUGUAUCCUAUAUUGAAUUAAUCCUGCUGAAACCAACAAUUCAAUAAUAUCUAGUUAGCUAUUUAUUAAAAUGUUUUUGUUUAUUGAGUCAUAGAGCAAUGCAGCAUGGAAAUAGGCCCUUCAACCCAACUCGUCCAUACCAACCAAGGUGCCUGCAUUUGGCCCAUAUCCCUCUAAGCCUUUACUACCCUUAUACUUAUCCAAAUGUCUCUUAAAUGAUGAGGGUUUCUUUUUAGAUGAAAGGAUAUGUGCUUUAUGUUCAUAUAUGUUGAGUACCUUCUUACUUAACUAACUGUAGUUCCUUUAAUCAUUAGAAUUUAUGCCCGGGAUCCCUGGAAAAUGGCAGGUUUUGCCUAUAUACGUAUAACACAGUGCACAAAUAACUAAAAGCUCCAUCGGUUUAAAUAUGACAAAGACAGUAUUGGUAAUCCAUACAGUGAGACCCCUUGCAGUGGGUUUCCAUCCUUUUUUUCUAGACUGAUUUUUAAAAUCUAAUCCAUGCAGUUUACUCCACGAAAAAAACAUGCAAAGUUGAGUGGAAGAUGUGGCAAACCAGCCCUGUAUUCAUGAGUCCUUUUAUUGACAAUAUUUUAGGCACAUAGGAAUCAGUAAGAGACUAAAAUAACUGAUCAAUUAGUCCCCAGACCAAAGUCUGAGAUGGAUAUGAUAUUUUAAUGGAAUUUGAGUUUGACAUGCUUAACCUUAUAAGCAAAUUUAGGAUAUGCACCACAAGUUAGCUGAUGAACAUGAUUCUUUCAGGAUACUUAGGCAGUGAUGAUCCCACCCAGCUGAAGGACAACAGCCAAUCUGCAGGAACUGAGAGCCUUUCUACAACCUUUAACACCUGUAUGAAUCACCUGAACCCACCCUGCAUUUGAUCUUGGAUGAAUGAUGGGUUACCACGUAGGAUUUCUAUUUUAAGAUUGUCCACAGGUAGACAUGCAGAUUGUCCAAUUUACAUUACCUGAACUGUACGGUGGUGUUGGUGGAUUUGGUGAUAUUUCUGUCUUUCCUUAGAAAGGAAAGAACAAAAAAUUAUUGGGAAGGAUUUGACUGUGAAAUUAUUUUAGGAUGUAAAACCAGUGCUCCAGUGUUAGAGGUUGUUCUAUUGGAUAUAAAAUUAAUCUGAAUGCUGAUUUCUAAUACUAUUAUUUUGAUAAAUGGAUAUCUAAUGAAGAAAGGAGUCUCCUGCCAUAACCAGUUAAAUUUCAGGUAGAAAGAAUUUUGCUGCACUAAUAGAAAUAGCAAGGAGUUUCAAACAUGCAGCAAUCAUUUGACGACUCUGUUCCACUGACAUCCCAACUCGUGCCUUUGUGUGCAAUACCACUUUAGUUUCUUGAGUUGUAAAUUCAGUUAACUGCUGUUUUCCACUUUUGUAGGGUUCCAAACCAGAGGUCACAAAUCACAUUAUAACUGUCAUCAGUAACUCUGAUGACGAAUUGAGAAACUACCUAGAGAGUGUUGAGAAUGUGGAACUUAGUACCACAUAGUUAGCAAAAAUGCAUCUACCCAUUCAACAAAAGGAAGUUUUUGCGCUGUAAUUUACUGUAAUUAGCUAGAAUAUUUAUCACCAAUAGUAGAGAAGCAGUACUCUUGUGUUGUCUCUUGAAAUAGAUCUGUUAUCCCGUGGUGAACCCUGUCCACACUAUGGGUAUCAUCAGCUAUGUACUUUGUCACAGUAGCUAUUCCAUACUGUAAGAUCUUAUUUUCAUUAAGGUGAUGAAUUCUCUUGCACUAUGGGAAUGUAUUGUCAAGUAUCUAACCUUUGCACAUCAUUGGUGACGGAGGGGUGACACGUGUUUUAUUGCUUCACAAGGAAAUGUAGUAUAAAUGUUCUUUUCUGUAAGCAUAUAUUUGUCACCUUUUUAUUUAAAAGGAACAAUCGCUUAAACACAACUUUCAUUGUCUUAUGUAAAGUGAUUUUGUACUUAGGCUUUGGAAGCGCCUCAAUGAAUACAAUGUUUAAUACACCUUGUACUUAAUAAGUCGAUCCCAUUUAGGUGUUACACCUUUUAUAAUAAAUGACAUUGCAAGAAUAGAAAUACUAAAUAAAACUUAACAGCUGAAGAAGAUUGGACUUUUCAAUGGGUUGCAAGUGUUCAAAUUGCAGUAGUACACAAUGUCAAAGUGGUAGUUGGAUAUCAUAGUUAUAGCAGUAUUGACUUUUGCUGGAUAUUUUGGCCUGUUCACUUUUGGAGGGGUGAAAUUUUGUGCUAUUCUUUUUCUUAUAUUUCCAUCUCACCACAGAAUCCUAAACCUCAGGAAGUUUUUGAUGCAUUUGUCGGUUCACCAGUUUUGGCUACAGUACAACUUACACCAUGCUUACAGGUUAAUGAAAGGAAACUGAGCUUUUUUGGUUUGAUGUGUGUGGAUUUAGCCAGUCAGUUGUUCAGUGUCAAUAAUGUAAUCUAUUGUUGGGGGGGGGGAAGCAUUGAGAUGGAAAAUCACUAAUGUUGCGACUAUCCCUACAGAUAUCCCAGCUUCCAGCACUGGUAUUGAUCUAAAUCAGCAGAGGGAUUUUCUACCCCCAUACUGCUUGCUGUCCUAAUGGGUUUCUUAUGGAGUUAAACAAGCAGCGUGUUCUUCUGUAGACAUCUCACUCUGAGGCAAAAAUAAAUUUGUACUGAAUCUGUGUCAGGUUGACCCUGGUGCAAUCAUAGUUCUCCCUAUUCAAAUGAAUAGAAGACAUUGAUUCCCAAGAGAAAGGUAAAUAGUUGUGUUUUUAUUGUUUAUUUUAGUUUUAAUAAUUUCAUUUGAUAUUCAGUGGGUGGGUGAGAUUUCUUAAUUUUUUCUUCAGAUGUAAUUUUUUUCUCUACUAUUUUUAAUUUUAAUAAUAUAUUUUGUUUUAGGUCCUAAUUGCUACUGAAUGUUCAUGAAUGUGAGAGCCAUUCACAACAUUCAAAGGUCCAGAACACACUGCCAGCCCUAUCAAAGUGUUUCUGAGACUCUGGCCAGCUGUCUGUUCCGUUGCAAGCCUCUUCACUCUGCUGGUCCACCUUGAAUUACUUGAAGCCUGGCUUCAAGUAGAAAACUGACAGAAGCCAUGCUAAAACCAAUACUGUGGCCCUCAGCAAGCAUUCAGAAAUUUUGGGGAAAGGGAAGAUCAGCACCAUUAGUUUAAUAAGAUGGGAAGAAAGCAACAAGAAAGAGCAUGUUAACCGAUGGUCAGAGUUCCAACUAAUUUUAAGAAAAACAUCUGUUUAAUCAAACGUGGUGAUGGAAGAGAAAACCUAUUGCUAAGCAAAUUUAGUAGUUAGUCCACUCGACCAGUGUAAAUACAUUCUCUGGGGAAAUUAGCAUCGACUGUUUAGCUUAAUGGUAAAUUACUUAUGGAAGCAUUUGUGUGCUGGCACUUCUUGCUUUGAAGAUCAUACAAGAAGGAACCUGUGGAUCUAAAAUCUAUAAAGGUUGUUCAGGAGACUAAUUACUUGUAGAUGAAGUACAGUGUGUGCAAUCACCCAAACUUGAUGUAGGCAAAAGAAUCACUGCCGUUCAAAUAGACUGCAUAAUCAACCAGUGGAGCAGGAAAAAAAGGGUCACAAUUGUUCACUUUAGCAUUAUUUCUUCAUGUUAGUGAACAUGAGAUGAAAAUCACUGGAUCUUCAGUAAUAAUAUUGUGCUGUUUUCCAAAAAGCUAUAUAUCAUUGUGUCCAUCUGUGAAGACGUGAAAAUAACAGAGCUUUGUAUCACAAUUUUCUAUACACAGAUGUAUUUAAAAAGCUUGGUUAUUCACAUGGGAAGUUAUUUGCAUCUGCAAAAACAUCAGUGCAACCUACCCUUCAGAGUAAACACUUUGCAAUUGUUAGUAUGUCAACAAGUUAAUCAAACAUUGACUAUUCUUAGUGAGUGAUCACCCAUGUAGCGUGUAGGAAUUAAAGCUAUAAGCUGGGGAAGCAAUAUUGGACAAGAUCAUUGCACAUUAUGUGCAUCUGAACAAAAGGUGAUGGAUGCAGGUGACCAAAAAAAAGACAAAGAAAAUAUAUACAAGAAUAAUGCCCAACUGUUCAGUUUCAUGAAUAAUAGAACAAAAAAUGCCCAUCACAAAAUCCUAUUCAAUUUCAGGAUGGUGAAAGUGCAAUCCAUCUCUGGGAUACCUCUACCACUUUAAAAUCAGUCAGCACUAGGCUCAGGGAAGAUCAACGGAGAAUCAGUCUUCAAGCUGUGCAAACAUGGAUUGUGACCAGCUGUGACAGUCUAUGGCUAUCGCAAUGAUUACUGCCAACUGGCCCAACUUUUUUGUACAGAUGAUUUUGAAAACAAAACAUUUGUAGGUGCCUUAUUACAUCAAAACUUCUGAACUUUCAUAUUAUAAAUUACAUUUUUAAAAUGCAAUAAUUGCUGAUGAGGGCAGGGAAGAUAAUCUGUGGGAAGUUAUGAGGCAGCUAAGAGAAGAGAGCAGUACUGAUUACAGUGUUCAGAUUGAACAUUGCAUCAUGUCCAGGAAAAAGAUUUUCAACGUGCUCUAUUAUUUUUUACAUUAAUAGAUCCUUCAUUAAAUUGAGCAUUCAACUGGUGUAGCCUUCCCCAACUUGCAUUACUAUAUCUCAGCAUUCAGCACUCCCAAAGUUUUAUUGAAAUGCAUACAGGAAUAACUGGAGGUAAAGUCCAAUUUUACAAAAAUUAGGUAUGUAUCGUGUUAUACAUUGUUAGUAUUUGCUGCAAAAUGUGUUUUUGUUAUAUCAGGCAUCCAGAUUAAAGGCACAAUAUAUUUAUAGGUUAUGAACAACAACAAACAAAUUUGAUUCAUGUAGGAAAGCACCCAAAGUGUUUCACAAGAACAUUGUCAAGCAAAAAUUCAUACAAGUCACUUGAGGAAACAUUAUGGCAAAUGAACAAAAGUUUAAUCAAAAAGGGAGUUUUGAGGAGCACCUUAAAAUACAAAGAGAAAUGGAGAGUUUAGGGAGAGUAUUCCACAACAUAAGACCUUGACACCUACCACCACUAGUGGAGCAAUUUGUGAGUGAUCAAGAGGUCAAAAAUUGAAGAGUUCAGUUACUUAGGGAAUUUUAAAUUGUGCUCGAGUAGUCAGAUCCAGAGGUAACAAAUGCAUGGAUGAGAUUUCCAGCAAUAGAUGAGUUAAGGAUGGGCAGGAUCCAUAUGAUUAGAAAAGCUGAAAUAGUGAUGGCAAAGUUACGAGAUCUGAAGUUUAUCUCAGUCAGAUAUGACACCAAGAUUGUGAUAGUUUGGUUCCAUUUCAGAGUUGUCAGUGGUGAGAUACGAGGAUAAUGAGAAUGUGCAAAGGGAUGGAAGAUGGUUUUAUUGUCUUAAUGUGUAGUUAGGGAAAAUUUCCAGUCAUUCUGCAUUCCAUGGCAGACAAGCAAUGUGUUAAUUUGGAAGCCAUGAAGAAAUCAAGCAAGUGAGUUGGGGUUGGAUAUCUGAUUAAAAUAUAUGGAAGGACUUAUUGGUAUUCUGAUAUAAUGAUGCAGGUUUGUUCUAAAUCAUAUUAUAAAUAUGAUGAUUAAAAUUAGAAAUCCAGUCACUUAUUUAGAAAUGUAGUAGAAAUGCAUGGGGUAAAGAACAAAAGUAAAUGAGAUAAUAUGCGAGAAUCUAUAACUUUUCCUAUCUGUAUAUAUAGUCUCCAUCUUCCAGACAGGUUAUGAAUCAUGGGGAGAAUUAGGAAAGCUUUGAAUAUGUGUUUUUGGAUUUGUUCAUAGUAUUACUUUUGUCUAACUCUGCUCUCCUUGUACAUUGUUGCUUAACUUGACCGAGAUCGGGACUCUAGGCUUUAAUAGCCCUUCUAGAUAAUUGUUGUAUCCUGCCAUAUUUAGAAGAGUGUUGGAAAGCAGUUGUUCCAUUUAGCAACACCUUAAACAGUGAUGGGUACCUGGACAGAGGUCAUAUUUCACAUCAUAUUUCAGUAGUUGUAAAUUCCACAAGUUGCUAAACACUGAACUUGGUGUGGAUAUUUUUCAUGUAUCAUGCUCCUUGUUGUGGGCAGUGCACCAUUAUGGCAGUGUUAACUAACAUUAGACAAUAUUGAAGAUCCAUUUGCAAUCCUGAAGUUUUAAAGAACUGUCCAGGCUUGGAUGAGAGUUCAUUGUUUCACAGCCAGUGAAUGUGUGUCCACAUCCCUUUGUGAUUAUGUGACCUUUCAUCCUUUUUUAAAACUGAAUUGAUUGACACUGCCUGAAACUGAACAGGUCAACAUCCAGCUUUCUCAUUUGAUAAUUUUUGUAUAUUUUAAAAUCAAACUGUCCUACAUAGUGUAACAGUAAAUAGUAAACCAUGGUAAAACUGUACAGGGAAAAUUAUAACAUUUUUCAUUUGGAUAUACCAUGCUUUAAUAAAUUACUAAAAUGAAGUAUUAUCUUAGUAAAAUAUCUUAAGGAGUUACAGGAAAAGAGAGAGAUGGCAGAAUAAAUUGUUGAGAUGAUCAAAACUUAUCAAGUUGUGUUUAGGAGAUUGUUCACCUGAAGACUUUAUGGUAAUGUUCCACUGUGUAAUGAGCAGGUUAUACUGUAAUCACUGCAUGAGUGCCAGCACUAAUACUGUACCACUUCUCAUUAACAAUCCCAGCAUGAUUCUCUGUUACAUGUAGAAAUGAAAUAAAAAUAAAUUUACAUCUGACUUUUAA